CACGUUUGUUUAGAUGUAGUAAGUGAUCACUUGUCAACUGUUGGAACAUUGUGUUUUGGUAUUAGGGACUAUCGUCAUGAUGAAAGCUGAAGAUGGAGUUGUUGAGAACGUCAGAGUUGUUGUGCGAGUUCGACCAAUGAAUGAGAAAGAGAAAAGUUCUGGUUAUCGACAAAUUACUACUGUAGAUUCUGUUAAUGCAACAAUUUCUGUUGUAAAUCCUCAAGCAGAUGAGCUAGAACCACCAAAAAUUUUUACUUUUGAUGUUGUAUUUGAUACCGAUGCAACACAGCUUGAUGUUUACAAUGAAACUGCUAGGCCAAUAGUAGACAAAGUAGUGUUGGGUUAUAAUGGAACAAUUUUUGCAUAUGGGCAGACUGGAACUGGAAAAACAUAUACAAUGGAAGGAAACUCCUCUGCUCCUGAACUAAAAGGCAUAAUUCCAAAUUCUUUUGCACAUAUAUUUGGUUACAUUGCGAAAGCAAAUGGAGACAGGAAGUUUUUAGUAAGAGUUUCAUAUAUAGAAAUAUACAAUGAAGAAAUACGUGACCUUUUGGGAAAGGACCAGGCAGCACGUUUAGAAGUGAAAGAACGCCCUGAUAUAGGUGUAUAUGUCAAAGAUUUAUCUGGAUAUGUGGUGAAUAAUGCUGAUGAUAUGGAGCGUGUAAUGAAACUUGGAAACAAGAAUCGCGUCAUCGGUUCGACAGCGAUGAACUCUGCGAGCUCCCGUUCUCAUGCUAUUUUCACAAUUACUAUAGAGAAUGGUGAUCUGGGGGAAGAUGGAAGGCAACAUAUAAAAAUGGGAAAGCUCCAUCUUGUAGAUCUUGCUGGCUCUGAGAGACAGAGUAAAACUGGAGCAACUGGCAUACGUUUCAAGGAGGCAACUAAAAUAAAUCUUUCAUUAUCAACACUUGGAAAUGUAAUAUCUGCCCUUGUAGAUGGUAAAUGCACACACAUUCCCUACCGCAACUCGAAACUUACAAGACUGCUUCAAGAUUCACUUGGUGGAAAUUCAAAGACUGUUAUGUGUGCCAAUAUUGGACCUGCAGACUACAACUAUGAUGAAACAAUAAGUACUCUGCGGUAUGCUAACAGAGCCAAAAACAUAGAGAACAGAGCUAGAGUCAAUGAGGAUCCAAAAGAUGCUCUUCUAAGACAGUUCCAGCUAGAAAUUGAAGAGCUGCGUAGGCAGCUUGAAGAAACCAGUGGGAUUCCAGGAGACGUAGAUGGCAAUACAGGUGCAGUGAAUGAGAAAGAGAGUGAGAAAAAACAGAUGAAGAGAUCUCGAUCCAGCAAAAGGAAACCAAGUCAAAUAUCAGUCACAGAGCCUGCUGUUGAUAAAAUCACAAGUGUUGAGACAGAAGUUAAUGUACCAGAGGAGGUGGGAAAUGUUGAUAGAGACAAGUUGGCCGAGGAGGAAGAAAAACAUGAACUGGAGUUGAAGAAAGCCCAGAAGGAACAUGAAGCCCUACGUGAUAAAUUGUAUAAACUAGAAAAGAAAAUACUUGUUGGAGGUGAAAAUCUCUUGGAAAAGGCUGAACUUCAGCAGCAACUUUUAGAAGCUUCAGCACGUGAACUUGAAGAAAGGCGCCGUAAAGAGGAACAUUUGAAACAGCAAUUACAACAGAAAGAAGCAGAAUUAAUUGACAUGGAAGAACGUUAUUCGAGUUUACAAGAGGAAGCUGCUGGAAAAACUAAAAAGUUGAAGAAAGUGUUUGCCAUGUUGAUGGCUGCAAAAGCAGAGCUAAAUGACUUGCGGCAUGAACAACAGCGAGAAAUGGAAGGACUUCUGGACAGUGUAUUUAGCCUGACCAGGGAACUGAAGCUUCAAGAAACUAUUAUCGAUGCUUUCAUCCCAAAGCAGUAUCAGGAAAUGAUAGAUCAAUACGUUCAUUGGAAUGAAGACAUUGGUGAGUGGCAGUUAAAGUGUGUUGCAUACACAGGAAAUAAUAUGAGGAAACAGUUGCCUGCAAACACAGCAGCACAAGGUUCUGAGUAUCAACAGCCUGAUCUGUCACAUGUCUACUUGUCGUACUCGUCAGAACUUGCGGCAGCUUCAGGACGUGGAAAGUCAGCACGCCAUGCACAAGCACAAAGUUUGUUACAAAGGAAGCAAAAGUCAUCAUCUGCAGUGCCCACAUCUUACAGGAAACAGGAUUGCCCUGCACAGCUCUGAUGUUCAUAAUGAGUUCCUCCAUUGAUAUUAUUUGUUAUUAUUCAUUGUACUUGAAGCUUCAGCAUAGCUGAUGCUUUUGAUUUAUUCAGUAUUAUUUGUUGUUUAUUGUAUGCUGUUAUUGUAUGCUGUAGGGCAUUAACAGAAGAUGUUUUCAUGAUUUUGAGACUGAAACUUUGCAUUGUUCACUCUGCAGAUCAUGAAAUACUUGUCUGUCUGAGCAAUAUAAAAAUAUAAGAAUGUUUAUGCUCUGUGUUUUCAAGUAUUCUAAGUUGCUGACUAUAUUUGUGAAUAUGAAUAGUGAGAAUACUACCAUAUCUACAGCUUUUUGCAUUGCUUGUAUAAAAUGUGUAAACUUUUUAAAUUUGACAGAUUUUAUUAGUGUGUGUCAGUGCCAAUACAGAUCAGUCUGUUCUGUUUAUGCAAAUUUUCUUUGGUGAAUUCAGAGGACAGUGCAGGAUGUAACCUGACACCUCCCUAGAAUCAUGUUUCCAAUCAGAGAAAUGAUAUGCUUGAAUCAUCAACAUAAAAAGUUGAAAUAGCUUUAUAAAGCAAUAGAUGUGUAUGAAAUUAGAUAGUAUUACAUCAGACAUUAAAAAAAAAAUCUAAAUUAAAAACGCCAAGACUGAGAAUUGUUUAUGUGGCUGCUGAUGUACUGAAGUGUGUAGGUUAGUGAUCUCUGGCAUUUGUCUAAAAUCAUCUGCUCCAUACUUCUUUAUCAUGAGAAAUCUGGUGUGUGAACAUCUUACUUAGACUGAUUUGCAUGCUGCAGUAGUCUUUUUUAUUGAACAAUGAGAUUAUUUUCAUAUUUUGUAAUUGAGCUUCAUAUAAGAGAACCACUUUGGAUUCAGUGUUAACACAUAAGCAUCCUCAUUCUUUUUAUUAUCCUUUAGCAUGCGAAAUCCAGGACAUUCGCAUUCAUUGGUCUGUACGUGAGUAGCGUCCCAUGUUAGUAAUAGACAAUUCUUUUCUAAUUACUUGCUGCUGUUGAGUUUGGGUGUUUCCUUAUUUAUACACUUUUUGUAAAGAAAUGUUCUUCAAUAUUAUUGUGACUCACAACAAAAAUGAUCCCUGUGCCUUUUAUGAGUAUUUCUAAGAUACAUCCUGUAUGAACAGCAAUAAUGUUUGAAAAUAAAUAGGUUAUGUGUUGACUAGAGCACCUUGAAACAAGCUGAUAAAAAAUAAUCCACUAUAUUCGACCCUCCCGUCGCAGGAAUGCUAUUAUACUGUGUCAGCGCUUGACUGACAAACCAUACACAAGCAGUUAUUUUUUAUACAAUGUUUAUACACUGAGGAAUAUAUUUUCAUAUUACUUGAAUAACUCCAAGUCUCCUCUUGAACUGCCACAGUAACUUACACCAACAUAAAGUCCUGCCCUUUGAAAUGAAGGUGUCUUAAGCAGCUGUUGUUAUUAUUUGAGCCAAGAAAUAAUUUUAUAAUGCAUUUUUUGAGUAAGAGGAACCCGUUAGGAAAGAAUAAUCUCUCUGCUCUUCGUGUGUAGAUUUUCACUUUUCCCAUUCCUUUGAUUUGUAAUAUUUAAUGAAUUAAGAAAAACUAGUAAUAUUUUUGGGAUUUACGUUUUUCACAUAAAAGUGUAAUGCUUGUGUGCCUUUCUUUAACUACAAACUGUAAUAAAUAUUUCUAAUCAAUUUGUGGCAUGGCCUGACUCAAAAACUGAUUGAAUUGUGAUAUUGAGUUGCUAUUUGUUGAAGAAUUUCAAGCAGGCAUAGUUGAAAUAGUAACAGCGUAUCAGACCAUGGACACAGCAUACUGGUGGUACUCAUCAGUAUGAAUAUGGAGAAAAGUAAUGGCACAUUUAUCAGACUUAUAACCCUUCUGAAGUAUACUGGACCACAUUUCUUCUUCUUUUGUUGAUUUUAAUGGAUUAGGGUUUAACCUUAUUCUGUGUUUAGAAAUUAUCUGUUCACCUUUACUUUUUUUUAUAUUUCCCUUCUACCACCUGGCUUAUAAGCUAAUACUACUUUUAGGAAUGUUUUAUAUAUGUGUUGAUACCAAGUUUUGUGCUACUUAAUCCUUAAUUGGCAGGAUUUGUUCUUUCACAGUUGGUGCAGUCAAUGUGUUUUAUGUUGAUAAAUAUCACACUAAAUGAAAGAGGUCUAAGAUCCUUGAAUACUGAAAAUAAAGUCCCAAAUACAGAUAAAUUUAAAUUAAUAUCGCACAUGAUUUUCAGCUUUUAAGAAUUUCUUAUUUAUUUGAUAGCUAACACCAUCGUUACACAAAAAUAGUUUCAGAACAGUGUGAUAACCAAAGCAAAAUGUAGUUAAUAAAUUAUUCUUGAUUAUUAGCAGAACAAUUCUUUUCAGAAAUCCCUUUUCUGCACAUUUAAUUUUCCUAAAGCUCUUAAUUUUAAAAUAUUUUACUUUCAUACCUGGUGUGAUCUUCGUUUUUUCUUGUGUGGGUAGGUGAUUUAUAUCAAGGCUCACAUGCCAUACCAAAUACUUUGUACCAAAAUCUUAUUAUACACUAUGACAUUACUAUGAUCCAGGCAUUGUCUCAAAAUCAUCAUUCACAAAAACUAACAAUGUUUAAAAUAUCUUCUUUAAAUACUUCCAAUUUGGGAUAAUGCCAUUUAUUUAAAUAUUAAAAAGAAUAGGGUGUGUUAGACUCCUUUAUUACCUUUCAGUCUUUAUUUUACCA
This is a messenger RNA of Schistocerca nitens (vagrant locust), 4828 nucleotides long. RefSeq names its product kinesin-like protein KIF3A (gene Klp64D). Gene Ontology annotation, molecular function: microtubule motor activity; microtubule binding; ATP binding. Bases 77 to 2173 code for a protein of 698 amino acids. The record is from RefSeq and is a predicted model, not a curated record. The transcript has 13 exons. Lineage: Eukaryota; Metazoa; Arthropoda; Insecta; Orthoptera; Acrididae. Gene Ontology annotation, biological process: microtubule-based movement.